AUGACGAAGUCACUUUGGGAGUGGCUUUCUCCGACAUGCAUGGACACCAGAAGGAAACGGUGCCGACGACCCACUCAUUCAAGAAGAUCUUGGACCUCGCCUGUUUCGACCAGGCUACCAUGACAGAGGAGAUUGUGGAUCCCGGUUGCAAUGUCACCAUGAGGACGAAGAAGGCCUUGCACGAGCCCGUCUACCAUCUUUGCGAGACGGCAAAAAAUGUGGACAUCAAGUGGUUCGCCCUGACCGAAACCUACCAUAUCGUCAAAGCCUCCGUGAGCGUCCUGAUGGAAGAUGACGACCUGCCGGUCCUGCCAUGCGUGAUCAGGAACUCCAAGUACUGCGCGGAGUAUGAGGUGCUGUACAAGACCGAAGAUGCAACUGCAUUCUGCAUGGCCUGGGAUACAGCGACGGAGGGCGUGGGCUACGGAAUUGCACUCUCGCUUUCGGACAAGCCUGAUGAGGAGAACCCCAUGAUUGGCUUCCGAGGCUGUGGCCGCAACACUGGCCCGUUCUUUGAGGAGUGUCUUACCAUGGAGGUGGAAGCCGUUAAACUGGUGCGGCGCGAGAUGGGCUGGAAGAAUGUGGAGAACAUGAUCCGGUUCGUGCGCACUCCGGACAUGGCCAAGGAUGUCACCGAGGUGCUGGAGAAGAAUG
Symbiodinium pilosum is the source of this 654-nucleotide messenger RNA. The record is from the annotation of a GenBank genome assembly. Lineage: Eukaryota; Dinophyceae; Suessiales; Symbiodiniaceae.